Molecule: messenger RNA, 4105 nt
Organism: Drosophila santomea
Lineage: Eukaryota; Metazoa; Arthropoda; Insecta; Diptera; Drosophilidae
Gene: dao
Exons: 6
Coding region: 198-2858 (886 amino acids)
Molecular function (GO): protein binding
Source: RefSeq, a predicted model, not a curated record
ACGUGCGGUAGUUCGUGAAAGUUUAGCUAGCGUUAUUAGUCAAUGAUGUCGGGGCGUUGUGCACUCGAAUUGAUAGCCGAAACUUCGCCUGGACUGCCGCCGCGGCAGUGACCAGAUGCUGGCCAUGGCCAACUGAACGGAAGAAGAGCGCGAGAAAAGAAAAAAGCGAGCCACAAGCACCAACCAGCCACCAAGUGAUGGCCUCCUCCACAUCUUCUGCGCGUGGGAACAACAAAGCAGCCAUCACCAACACCACCACAGCCACAGCCACCGCCACCGCUCCCGUCUCCACCGCCUCGUCUGCUGCCGUUUCCGGUUCCGGUGCCACCUCCGCGGCUGCUCCUGCCUCCGCUCCGCCAGCUGUGACCCUAAGCGAACUGAUUGGGCAGCAGCUCAAGCACCUGAACUCCGAUGAGCUGCUGCACAAAGACGAGCUGCAGCUGCUCCUGCUCAUAACGCCUGUGCAACGCCAGAAAUUGAGCCGCAACCUGGAGGAUGGCGAUCUGGAAGCCAGCACGUCGGCGGCGCCACUUUCGCGUCCCGAAAACGGCGAGGAGGAUGACGACCUGAUUGGGGCGGUGGGUGGACUGGGUAUUUCGUCCCCAACUACGACCAAGGAGCCGCUGCUGGAUUUUAGGCCACACGUACUCAAAUGGUUUCAGCAUCUGCGCCACCAAACGGGCCACUUCAAGUCGGAGGAGGAGUCUCGUCGUCUGCGGGAGGCUGGAAACGAUUCAUACCGCAAGGAGCGGCAUCCGCUCAAGGCCAGCGAUCUCUUCACGGAAGCCAUUUUCCUGGCCCCGGCCCGGAACACGCUCGCAGCCGCCCUGGCCCACGCCAAUCGCUCCCUGGUCCUUUUCGAUUGCGGUCUAUACGCGGAAUCCUACGACGACUGCCUGUGCGCCCUGGAUCUGGGCUAUCCGGAGGAGUACUUGCCAUUGAUUAAGCUGCGCCAAGCCGCCUGUGCCUUAAAACUGCGUAACUUUGCGCUCUGCGAGGAGCAUCUGCACGAGCUCCUGCAUAUUGAACUGAACCAGGUGUUCGAAGCGAGGACCCAUGAGCUCUGGCACCAGUGCGAGGUGCUCAAGGUGGAGCGCUUCGAGAUGGCCGUACAGACGGGCGAUGAUCUGGAUACCAACGAUUCGAAAGCCUUUGAAAUAGCCUGGUUGGACAACUCCUCGUCCCUGCACACAACCAGAGCGGUGGCCAAGAACGCGCUCAUUUUCGAAUCUGAAGCGGUGGCCAUGGUGCCGAGUGGCAAUUGCCGGGUCUGCGACUACUGCGGAAUCACUCAGUUCAUUCCCUUUCCCUGCAUUUACUGCUCCAACCGCCUGGUGGUCUAUUGUUCCCGACAGUGUCGCUUCAAGCAUGCGGCGAUACAUGCGGUGGAGUGCUUUGGCCACCAGAUCGAGCUGUUCGAGUCCUUUGGCGAGGUUUUUGGAAUGCCGCGACUCCUUCAGCUGGCCUUCAGGAUGCUGAUCACAGGACUGCCGGAACUGUUGGGUCAUUGCCGAAAGAAACCGACGCUCAGCAAGCUUUGGUCGGCCAUUAAUGGGGGAAUGCAGGAGCGACAGGACAUCGCCUACAGUGCGGUGCUGCGAUUGGAGCGCUUAAAGGAGGAGCGACCCACGGACACGGUGAUCGCAUUGGCCCUGACCGCCCACAUCCUGUCCAUUUACCUGAGCAAGUGCACCACGUUCUUCGACCAGCUGGAGAAGAGUCUGCCCACGGCCUCUCGGAUGUCGAGUGCCGAAUGGGAGCUGCUGUGUGCCGCUCUACUGAUGCGUCACAUUGGCCAGCUGCGCCACAGAUCGCUCACUGCCUGCCGAUCCUUCGUCCUGCCCGCUGAUCCGCACGUCUUCUCGCCGCUCAACGAAUUCCAACUAUGGGCUGCUCCCAUGCGCCUCCAGGAGGGCCACCUGCAUCUGCUGGCCGGCGAGGUGGCUGUCGUGUCGUACUCUGUCUACCCGGAUACUCUGAACUUGUGCCGCCACAGUUGUUCCUCCACGAUCUGCGCCAAGUUCUCCGGCCGUAAGGUAACCGCGCUGGCCCUUUUGGAUCUGCCGGCGGGCUCCGGCAUAUACAACUGCUUCGCCGGAGGUAACUUUCAGCAAUUACCCCGGGAGGAGCGCACAAAACAGCUCGUGGAGAGCGGCAUCCAGUGUCACUGCAACGCCUGCCAGCUUACGCACUCGGAUGAUCAGUUCCAUAAGUUUCAUCGCUACCGUUGUGAUAACCCAAACUGUAUGGAGAUCUUCACACCCAACGCUCUGCCCCAUGCUCCAAGUCUGCGGUGGUGGCUCUCCGAGGAGUACACCCAGCCGGAGUUCAAUGGCGCCGACCUGAUCAUGUGUCCCCAUUGCGGCGAGUACCAGAAACUGGAGUGGUUCUGGGCCUUCUCCACGUCGCUUAUCGAUUGUGAACUAAUCGAGGAGAGGUGCAAACUGUACGCAGCCAUCGAGCGGGCCGAGAACCAACUGAUGGAUCUGCACGAGUGCAAGGUGGAUCUGGCCAGGCUGCUUCUGGAGCAGUGCCUCAUGGUGCACCGCGAGGGGGCAACAGUCCUGGACGACUGGGAGUUCAACAAACUGGGGUCCAUCCUGCGAUCCGUGCUGCCCAGCGUGAUGGCACAGUACGGCGGACAGUCGAUCGAGUACGUGAAGUACUUCUCCUACUUUUGGGAUGUGAUGGCGCUGAGCAACUACAAGUGCAACGAUCGGGAGCUGAUGCAAAUGCUAAAUGCUUUGGAGUUCAUAGCCGACGAGUUCAAGGAUAUAUUCAUCAACUACUACGAGGAUUAUAUUGCGCCCAAAUUUGCUGAAGAGUCCUAUGGCAGUGUCGUAGAUACGCAAGUUUAGAAGAGAGCCCGAAACCAAAUGAAGCGAGCAAAGUUAAAUAAACCUAGAUAUAUUUUACUCAGUAGCGAAAGGAAAAGGAAAGAAAAACAAUAAGAAAAGAAAACACCCACACAAAUUCUAGGAAAAUUCUAUUGUUGACCCAUACAAAACAUAAUUGCAUAUAUACUUUGUGCUAUUAUUAAAAAAAAAUGGUGCUGAGAUAUUAAAUUGUACGAAACGAAUGUUACAUUCAUUUAGGUAAUUAAGUCAAGGCAAAUAGCGCGCGAGAGAAAUCAAAACGAUCAUAUUAUUAGAGAGUCAUAUCAUGCACACAUUAUGUUCAUAUCACACCUAGGAAAUGAUUAAUUAACUGAUUAUAUAUGAUUGGUUAUAUAGCAAAUGACUUUUUCAUUUUGCAUUGCGAGCAAUAUUUAUGAAUUAACUCAGCUACAAGGGCAGCCCUUUAGCGAUGGUCCACUGUACUGCCAUCAACUAUUGGACUCCUUAAAAUUUAGUUAAAUACCAUUUGAAACAGAAAAGGAAACAGAAACUUUGUAUCUUGGUGAGGUGUACAGUGACCACAGCCAAAGUGGAAAACCUAGCCGGAACCAAGGAAAAAAGGCCGAAGCAAAUCUAAGUGUAAGCAUUAAUUUAGCUUCUGAGAAGCUUCUACCUAAGAGUAGCCACUGAUCUCGAUUGUUUGCCAGGAACACGACAAAUUGUUUUAUCCACCACAAAAACCCUUACUUAAUCACUUACAUACAUAUGUAUUUGCUUGCCAUCGGGCAGCCUGACUGUAAGCUUUUAAUGCUUAAAAAUCAGAUAGGAAUCAAACGCAAUCACUGCAGAAACAGAAAAGCAAAAACCAAAAAACGAAACGGGAAAAACAAAAAACCGAAAACCAAGAAGACAACAAAUGAACAAUUUAAAUUAAUGAAUAUUCGAAUUAUAUGAACAAACAAGUGUUUUUUCAAACCUCGCCUUAAUUUUUUAAAGUGUUUUGAAAUACGGUAAUGGUAACGAUUACGAUAACGAAGACGAAGAUAACGAGUUUUGACCUCGAAUCGAAAACGAAAAAAAAUGCAAAAACAAAACCAAAAACGCACUGAUAAAGCAUAGGCCAGGCAAAUUCACACCGACACGCCCACACACACAACACACACACGAUCAGACACGCGAAUCUAUAUAAAUAAAUAAAUACAAAUUACAAACAAGAUACUCAAACAACUUCUAGCAGCUAUAAACAAAUGCAAUAAAUUCUUUUUAAC